AAAAGAAGGAGGCGAGAGGGGAAAAGGAGCCAUUGGUGGACUCAGCAUGAGAGGGAGCUGAGCUGAACUGGACACCAGCCUGCCUGGAAGACUGGGAGGAAACGGCUUGCAAGAUGACGACAGAAAGAGACUCGGAGACCACCUUCGAUGAGGAUUCCCAGCCCAACGAUGAGGUGAUGCCGUACAGUGAUGAUGAGACGGAGGAUGAAUUGGACACUCCCCCCGCUGUCGAGCCGGAGCAGAACCGCAUCAACAGGGAAGUGGAGGUGACUCGAGAGACGCUUAGAAAGGACUGCAGUUGGCAAGUUAAAGCAAAUGAUCGCGCCUUCUAUGAACAGCCACAAUUUAAGAAAACGCAGUUUCUGUGCCUUACAACAAGUAAAUAUUCAGGAAAUGCAAUUAAAACCUACAAGUAUAACCCAAUCACCUUCUUGCCAUUAAAUCUACUUGAACAGUUUAAAAGAGCUGCCAACUUCUAUUUCCUGGUUCUCCUUAUUUUACAGACAAUCCCUCAAAUAACUACCCUCUCCUGGUAUACAACCUUGAUCCCUUUGUUGCUGGUGCUGGGCAUCACCGCGAUUAAAGAUCUAGUGGAUGAUAUUGCUCGACAUCGAAUGGACAAUGAAAUUAACAACCGCACAUGUGAUGUGAUCCAGGAUGGCAGGUUCAAAAGUGCAAAAUGGAAAGAAGUUAAAGUUGGUGAUGUCAUCCGUCUGGUGAAAAAUGCCUUCGUUCCUGCAGAUAUCUUGCUGCUGUCUAGUUCAGAACCCAACAGCCUUUGUUACGUUGAGACAGCGGAACUCGAUGGUGAAACCAACUUAAAGUUCAAAAUGGCGCUGGAGGUAACAGACCAGUAUCUUCAAGAAGAAAGCUCUUUGGCUGCCUUCGAUGGCUUGGUAGAAUGUGAAGAACCCAACAACCGACUUGAUAAAUUCACCGGUACUCUGAAUUGGAAAGGAAGGAGUUACGCAGUGGAUGCCGACAAAAUCUUGUUACGUGGUUGCAAAAUCCGAAACACGGAUGCUUGCCAUGGGCUCGUCAUAUUUGCAGGAGCAGACACAAAAAUAAUGAAAAACAGUGGGAAAACACGCUUUAAAAGAACUAAAAUAGACUCCCUUAUGAAUUACAUGGUAUAUACGAUCUUUGUUUUGCUCAUCUUGGUGUCUUCUGGCCUGGCUAUUGGACACACUUACUGGGAGCAACAGAUUGGCAAUAUUUCUUGGUAUCUCUAUGAUGGAAUGGACUAUACUCCUGCCUACCGUGGUUUCCUCAAUUUUUGGGGCUACAUCAUUGUCCUUAACACCAUGGUGCCCAUUUCCCUCUAUGUGAGUGUUGAAGUGAUCCGUCUGGGCCAAAGCUAUUUCAUCAACUGGGACUUGCAAAUGUAUUAUCCAGAGAAGGAUACAACUGCCAAGGCCAGAACCACCACUCUGAACGAACAGCUGGGGCAGAUCCAUUACAUCUUCUCGGAUAAGACAGGGACACUGACGCAGAACAUCAUGACUUUCAAAAAGUGUUGUAUAAAUGGAUACACCUAUGGGGAAUGCAGGGAUAAGACAGGACGGCUCCGUAAUCGCCCAGAGCAAGUCGACUUCAGCUGGAAUAUGCACGCUGAUGGGAAGCUCACCUUUUACGACCAGUACCUGAUAGAACAGAUCAGAUCUGAGAACGAACCUGAGAUUCAACAGUUCUUCUUCCUCCUUGCAAUUUGCCACACAGUGAUGGUGGAUGCCAGUGAAGGUGACCUCAGCUAUCAAGCAGCCUCCCCCGAUGAAGGCGCGUUAGUCACUGCAGCCAGAAACUUUGGCUUUGCCUUUCUUUCUCGGACUCAGAAUACUAUUACAAUAAGUGAGUUGGGGACUGUAAGGACGUACGAUGUCCUCGCCAUUUUGGACUUCAACAGUGAUCGGAAACGGAUGUCGGUUAUUGUAAGAGACACAAAAGGUAGAAUCCGGCUCUAUUGCAAAGGGGCUGAUACGGUGAUUUAUGAACGUCUGCACCCCCGGAACCCUAGGAGGCAGACUACACAGGAGGCACUGGAUGUCUUUGCAAGCGAAACCCUGAGGACGUUGUGUCUUUGCUACAAGGACAUCAGCAACGAGGAGUAUGAGGCAUGGAAUAAAAAAUUUAUGGCUGCUAGCAUCGCAGUGAGAAACCGUGACGAAGCUCUGGACAAAGUGUAUGAAGAAAUUGAGAAAAAUCUCAUUCUUUUAGGUGCCACAGCAAUAGAAGACAAGUUGCAGGAUGGGGUUCCAGAAACAAUAUCCAAACUGGCAAAGGCAGACAUUAAAAUCUGGGUGUUGACUGGUGAUAAAAAAGAGACUGCUGAAAACAUCGGAUAUUCUUGUGAACUCUUGACAGAUGAAACUACGAUCUAUUAUGGAGAAGAUGUAAGUGCCCUUCUGCAGACAAGACUAGAAAACCAGAGGAACAGAAGUGGAUCUAAUCUAGAUUCACCUCCAAGGACCACUGAACCCUUUUUGCAGCAGGGCAGAAAUCAUGCUCUGAUUAUCACUGGUUCCUGGCUGAAUGAAAUUCUCUUGGAGAAGAAAAAGAAAAGAAAGAAACUCCUGAAACUGAAAUUUCCAAAAACCCUUGAAGAAAAACAGAAGCAGCUCCAGACGAAAAGGAAAGCAGAGGUGUACAAGGAGCAGCAGCAGCGGAACUUUGUGGAUCUGGCUUGCGAGUGCAGUGCGGUCAUCUGCUGCCGCGUGACCCCUAAGCAGAAAGCCAUGGUGGUGGAUCUGGUGAAGAGAUACAAGAAGGCCAUCACCUUAGCCAUUGGGGAUGGGGCCAAUGACGUCAAUAUGAUCAAAACUGCUCACAUUGGUAUCGGAAUCAGUGGACAAGAAGGAAUGCAAGCCGUCAUGUCCAGCGACUAUUCUUUCGGCCAGUUCAGAUACCUGCAGCGAUUGCUGCUGGUUCACGGCCGAUGGUCGUACAUCAGAAUGUGCAAGUUCCUACGGUAUUUUUUCUACAAGAACUUCGCAUUUACGCUGGUCCACUUCUGGUAUUCCUUCUUCAAUGGCUAUUCUGCACAGACAGCCUAUGAAGAUUGGUUUAUCACGCUCUACAAUGUAUUGUAUACCAGCCUUCCUGUCCUUCUCGUUGGCUUGCUUGACCAGGAUGUGAGUGACAAACUGAGCCUGCGCUUCCCGUCCUUGUACUUGUCGGGACAGAGAGACUUGCUCUUCAACUACAAGAAGUUCUUCAUAAGCCUCUUACACGGCGUCAUCACAUCGCUCAUUAUUUUCUUCAUCCCCUUCGGCGCUUACCUCCAAACCAUGGGGCAAGACGGAGAGGCACCCUCGGAUUACCAGUCGUUUGCUGUCACGACGGCCUCCGCUCUUGUCAUCACCGUCAAUUUUCAGAUGGGACUGGAUACCUCUUACUGGACGUUCGUGAAUGCUUUCUCGAUAUUUGGGAGCAUUGCACUUUACUUUGGGAUCAUGUUUGACCUGCACAGCGCUGGGAUCCAUGUCCUCUUUCCAAAUGCCUUCCAGUUUACGGGUACUGCUUCAAACGCCCUUCGGCAGCCGUAUCUCUGGUUGACAAUCAUUUUAACUGUUGCCCUUUGCUUACUUCCUGUGAUCGCAAUCCGUUUCCUGACCAUGACAAUCUGGCCUUCGGAAAGUGAUAAGAUCCAGAAGAAUCGCAAGAAGUACAAGGCGGAGGAAGAACAAUGGAAGAGGCGGCCAAGCGUCUUCCGGCGGGGAAUAUCAGGCCGGAGGUCUGCUUACGCCUUCUCACACCAGCGAGGCUAUGCCGACCUGAUCGCUUCUGGGCGGAAUAUUCGAAGGAGGCGAGCAUCAUUAACUGCAAUACUUAGUAACAAUCUGGUAGAAAUCAGACGAGUCGAAGAAGCCAGUUGAUGACUUUUUGGAUCCUACGGGAAGUGGGGUGUUUU
Heteronotia binoei (common prickly gecko) is the source of this 3907-nucleotide messenger RNA. RefSeq names its product ATPase phospholipid transporting 8B1 (gene ATP8B1). The transcript is spliced from 28 exons. Gene Ontology annotation, molecular function: ATPase-coupled intramembrane lipid carrier activity; ATP hydrolysis activity; ATP binding. Gene Ontology annotation, cellular component: plasma membrane. NCBI's taxonomy places the organism in Eukaryota, Metazoa, Chordata, Lepidosauria, Squamata, Gekkonidae. The coding region runs from base 114 to 3872 and encodes 1252 amino acids. Gene Ontology annotation, biological process: phospholipid translocation; Golgi organization. The record is from RefSeq and is a predicted model, not a curated record.